AUGGGCUUGUUCGGCAGCUCUGGCAAGAACAACGGGAAGCUCACCCCCGGUGCUUCCUCCUCCUCCGCCGCCGACGCCUGCCCGCCCCGCCAGGCAGCGGCUGCACAUUCCGGCAGGCACUCUGCCGUGCCCAGCGGCACGGUAGAGGAGCCGGUUCCCCCGCUGCCCCCGCGCCACUCCACUGCCUCGCGUCAUUCCCAACUCCGGCCGCCGAUCCAGCGCGCCGCGCGACGCGCCGGUGGUCAUGCUGGUCGCCGUCACCAGCGACCUCGCCGCCGCCCCGUCACCAGCGACCGAGCCGCCUCCCCAUCCGCCCUCGUUCACCGUCCCACCCCCUCUUCAGCGCCGGCAGGGCGUCUCCGCGCUCGCCGCGUCUAUGGGCAUCGCCAUCGGCCUCUCCUCUCCGGCACCGGCAGGGCGACACCGCAAGCGACGCGCGGGAGCAGCUCCAGCUCGAGGGGAUGCGGUUGUGGCGGAGGCCGAGUGCCGUCUACUCGCCUUCAUCGCCGCGGCGAGCAUCGAGGCUGUGUCCCUCUACGAGCUCUUCACGCGGCGCUAACCGUCGGCCCUCCACUGCGCUCUAAUCCCCCUCCCUCUGCAAGCUACUCGUCGGCCGGCACCACUCCAUCCAACUGGGCGACGCGCAGUGGCCGGAUGCCGGCGACGACGUCGAGGAGUCCAUGCGCGGCAGAGGGUUGGCGAUGCGUCCCCCAACCCGGGACGACGACGACUUCACCUCCGUGCGUGAGGAGACGGCUGUGCCAGCCCUCCCUUCCUCACCUUACCUUAGUCUGCGCACACCAGGCAAGGCGGAUUCGCGCCGUCGUCAAGGGCUCGCGCGCCGCUUCCUCGUCUGCUUCUGAUCCGCCGUGGAGGCGUGCGCCGUGCCUUGGGCUUGCAGCAAAGCUUAGGUCCAACGUGCAGACUGCAGCCAGUCCGCCCAUGUCUCAACACAUCACACUGAAUUGUUGAUGAAUGAAGAGGGGGGCGUCUUGAAGCUGCAUUCUUCAUGGUCUUUCUUCUCCAGGGAAGCAGAGCGUCCACGCAUUCUCUCCCAGGAGGUAUAAAUCAAAUCCCGCUCUGUCGUGCUAGGUCAUUUCCGUUUGGGGGUUUUAGGUAUGUUGUCAACGAUGGCAAAUUCGAGCCGGAUCAGUCUGGGGUGUGAUAUGGCUGAAAAUUGAGGCAGAGAUGAGAUGGAUCUUUUAGUUUCCUCACACUUUGUUGGUGGAGUAGAUGCAUCACAGAUUCACAAUGUAUAUUGGGAAGUACAGUAGUUGUUUUGUUCAUGGUGUUUUUGAUGGGUCUUUUCCUCUGAUCUAACCAUGUAUAGGGGAAGUAGUUGUUUUGUUCACUGAUGGUUGUCCAUUUCUGUAAAUUGUCUAUAAUGUGAUUCUGCCAUAGCAAAUCUUCAACAUAUCUUGCUAUGGGUAGCUCAAGAUCGAGUUUGCCAUGGCAAACUUAAAGA
This is a messenger RNA of Triticum aestivum (bread wheat), 1465 nucleotides long. Its product is annotated as serine/arginine repetitive matrix protein 3. The record is from RefSeq and is a predicted model, not a curated record. Bases 1 to 972 code for a protein of 323 amino acids. The transcript is spliced from 3 exons. NCBI's taxonomy places the organism in Eukaryota, Viridiplantae, Streptophyta, Magnoliopsida, Poales, Poaceae.